UAGUUUAAUCGAUUUAUUGUUUUCUUGUCAUUGUUAAAAUCUUUAUGAUUUUUUUUUUGUUGAUUGAUUUUCUCCAGAACACCACGACAAAAACAGUGAUGAAAUGCGUAGUUUCAAAACACGAAUUGUUACCGUAUUAUUCGUCUGUUCAAUCAUAACUGUUUCAAUGUUAUUCUAUUUUAUGCUCAUUUUCGAUGACAAAAAGUUGGCAAACAAUUUAAUCAAUACAUCUCGAUCUGUGAUUGUUGUUGGAUUUGCUGAACUUCGUAAAGAGAAUCUAACAUUAUGUGAAACAUAUGAGAAAAAAGUUAAACUCAAAUUGACGCAAAUGUUUGAUGAGGAUUCUGCUGCUGCUGGGCAUCAUAUUGAUAAUGAUGAUGAUGAUGAUGAAAAAAGUGUAAAUGAGAAUUACCUUGGAAAUUUUUUUGAAUCGUUGAAAUCAGAUUUGCAGCCUAAACAAGAAGAUUCAAGUAAUAAUUCAGCAUUAAAUUUUAAGAAUAAAGAAUUGAAAAAAAUCUGGUCGAUAGCCAAAAAAUGGGUUCGUGCCCGGCAAAUAAUUCCGGAGAAAGCACCAGAAUUGUCAUUAGUAAUUCAAGCAUUACAACAUUCCAAAAUAAUCAAAAGUGAUGUCAGCCGAAAAGGUACUCAAUUGAAGCUUUUAUUAACGUUAGAAGGUGGCCAACAAGCAUUGUUUAAACCUCGACGUUAUCCACUUGAUUACAUCCCUGACGAUAUUUAUGCUGGAGCAGAUCGUCAUAAUGGAGAAAUUGUUGCAUUUCAUUUGUCAAGAAUUUUGAAUCAGAGAUAUGCACCGAUUGUUGCAUCACGAAUAAUUAACGUAGCGAAUGAAAUCAAACCUGUCGCAUCUCCAUCAUUAUUGGCUACAUUCGUGCCACAAACAACAAAAUCAAAUAAAACUCUUGAAUGUUUUUACGGAGAAUGUUAUUAUUGUAAUGAAUAUGAACUUUUAUGUCCAGAUGAAUCAACAGGAACACUUGAAGGUGCCAUCAUUCUAAUGUUACCUAACCAAUAUCAAUUACAAAAAUUACGACAUCCAUGGCAACGAACCUAUAAAAAAAAUCUUAAAGCUCAAUGGGAAAUGGAUUCACAUUACUGUUUAUCCGUGCUGAAAUCAAAUUCAUUACGACCACGUGUGUUAGAUUUUGUUGACACUGCCAUUUUUGAUUAUCUAAUCGGUAAUGCUGAUCGUCAUCAUUAUGAAGUGUUUAAAGAUGUUUCGAAUAGUGCCCUUUUAUUAAUUGAUAAUGGAAAAAGUUUUGGCGAUCCAGCACAUGAUGAAACGACUAUCAUUUUUCCAUUACUACAAUGUUGUGUGAUUCGUAAUCAAACUUAUCAACAUUUACGUCGAUUUGCAUUCUCAACCGAUUCUAGUCGAUUUAAUUUAUCUUCCAUCAUUCGACAAUUACUUUCGAAUGAUCAAUUAUGGCCAUUGCUCACCGAACGCCAUCUACAGGCUUUGGAUCGAAGAUUAAGAAUGAUUAUAGCCACAAUUGAAUUAUGUUUCGAUACAUAUCAACGAAAUUAUGUUCUCAAAAAUUAAUUAAUUUAUAUAUACUUUAAUGGG
This is a messenger RNA of Dermatophagoides pteronyssinus (European house dust mite), 1585 nucleotides long. Its product is annotated as glycosaminoglycan xylosylkinase. The record is from RefSeq and is a predicted model, not a curated record. Gene Ontology annotation, cellular component: Golgi apparatus. NCBI's taxonomy places the organism in Eukaryota, Metazoa, Arthropoda, Arachnida, Sarcoptiformes, Pyroglyphidae. Gene Ontology annotation, biological process: protein phosphorylation. Gene Ontology annotation, molecular function: phosphotransferase activity, alcohol group as acceptor.